Molecule: messenger RNA, 1621 nt
Organism: Schizophyllum commune H4-8
Lineage: Eukaryota; Fungi; Basidiomycota; Agaricomycetes; Agaricales; Schizophyllaceae
Exons: 6
Coding region: 147-1394 (415 amino acids)
Source: RefSeq, a predicted model, not a curated record
UGCGGCAGGGGGUGGUGCGGACAGACGACAGCGGAGACGUCCUGGCAGGAGAGCGUAGCAGAGACGCCCGGGCAGGCGACGCGUCUCACGAGUCGACGUCAAAAGACGCGCCUCAGGGGGACUCGCCAAAAGACGUUCCGCAGCCAAUGCCAGAAAACGCGCCUCACGCGCCAACGUCAAACAACGCCCCGCACGAGCCCAAAGACCCCUUCGCCUUCCCCUACCGCGUCUCCUUCGAGACGUUCGACCUGUACCCGUCCAGCGCCGACGAACCCAGUCAACUCGAGCCCGACCACCUCGAACCCCUCGCCGGCACCCUCCUCACACCCGCCGACGGCCGGCGCGUGAGCGCGCUCGUCUGGGUUGACGUGCGCGGGCGCGGGCCCACCCUCAUCAUCUGCAAGCCCGGGCUCGUCUCCCUGUGGUCGGUGGGCGGGGCGUUCGCGACCGCUUCUGCUGUUGCUCCCAAGGGGUUCGCGAGCGCUGCUGCUCCGGCGGGGUUCGCGAGCGCUUCUGCUCCGGAGGGGUUAGCCACCGCUGCUGCUCCCAAGGGGUUCGCGGGCGCUUCGGCGCCUGCGGGGCUCGCGGGCGCUUCGGCGGGGUUCGCGAGCGCUUCGGCAAGGCUCACGACCACCUCCACCAGCGAAGCCUCCACUUCGAGCCUUAGCCAAGGUAGCAUAGGACAAGAUGCAAGAGACAGGCCCCCCACCCCGCCCACCCCGCCGCCCGCGCUCACGCUCCCCCUCCCGCCGCUCAAGACGUCCAUCGGCUCCUCCGCCUUCAGCGCGGUCGUGGGCGUGCACUAUGUCCGGACGCGGGACACCCUCCUCCUCACCCUGCACGACGGCACGAUGCGCGCGCUCCAGGGCCUCGCCACCGGCGUCGUCGGGUGGGCGGAGGAGGGGGCGAGCGUGGUGCCGGGAGCGUCGACAUCCGCACCAGCGCGGCGAGGCCUCCACCCUUCGCGCCUACAGUGUCAGCGGGACCUGCGAGUACGAGCGCGUCGGCAGCGGGCGAAGGAAUUGGUCCGCCAGUGGGUGAAGGAAAUGGUCCGCCAGUGGGAGAACGAUCGCGUCAUGAACAGGACUCCGACCCCACCACCCUGGGAAACCCCACCACCCUCGACGACCCCACCACCCUCGACGACCCCGCCACCCUCGGCGACCCCGCCACCCUCGACGACCCCACCACUCUCGGCUACCCCGACUCCGACGUCGAGAUGGGCGACAGCUCGUUGCACGGAGAGACAGAGUUUCCCGACCCCUCGACCUUCGCGCUCGACCCCGCCUUGGCCGCUCUCAGCCCCAAUCCCACUACCGCAGGCCCCAUUACCGUCCCAGGUGCCAGCCCUACCGCUACUCCCCUCCCUGCCGGCUCGACAUCAACAAAACUGAUACCUGCGCGCCCAGUACCCAUCUCUGCGCGCCGGACACCCAAACCCCUCACCUCCCCCGCGCUCUCCGCGCACACCCGGUCCGUGUUCACGACGCUCGAGGGCGGGCGCGCGCCGGGCUCGCGCACGGACUACCGGAGCGAGAGCACGGCGGCGAUAAGGGUGGGCGGGGGUGCGAGUGGGGGUGCGAGUGGGGGCGCUGCUUCCGUCAACAACGAUUCUUCAGCC